AUGGCACCCUCCGUUGAGGGCUUUCAUCCAGAGAAUAUACCCAGCAUUGUCACUGGUUUUCGGAAUGAUGGGACUUCGGCCUCUUUCUGUUUCGGCACGGCAGACCGUCCGCUCUCUGGCAAAGAGUGUGUCAUUUAUGCCGUUCAGUUUCCUGACGCCGCCACCUGGGCUGUGCGUGUACCUGUGCAUGUAAGCCAUCUACCGCCAGAGUCCAUCACUAACUUCGUGGAGACGGAGGUGUCUAUCUUGAAGCGUUUACAAACGAGCGAGUUCUCCAGGUCGCCGAGGUUGUUAGGUUACAAUUCCGGGUUUGAUAAUCCCAUUGAAUUCCCGUACCUCGUGUUGAGUUGGUUCGAAGGGACACAACUAGAAUGGUCAGAUACCAUCCCUCCACAGAGAGAAAGCCGAAAUAAGAUUAUCCGUCAAAUAGUAGACAUAAUAUUGGAGUUGGCAGACUGUACAAAGGAAUUGCGUACUGGAACCUCCGCCAGCAAAUACCUGAUUGAGAUCAUCGACCGUAAGAUCGUUCGCGCCAGCAAUGGCCAGAUGCCUGAGUUACAACUUCGAGAUUGCUUCAUCCAGCGAGCACUGGUGUCACGAGUCGUUCAUCCCGCUCUUGAAAACUCCCCGUUCUUGAUCUCGCACGAAGACUUGGCCCCACAGAACAUUAUCGUCGACAGUGAAUAUAACAUCAAAGGGAUAAUCGACUGGGGUUUUGCUAGACUUCUCCCUCUUCAAUUUGCAGUCGGUUUCCCACGCUUUUUAGCCAUCGAACCGGUUGAAAUAGACGCUCCCACACCCCCGAACGUCGUUUCCUCUUCUUCUGCCUUUCUCCAACCAUCUCCAGUCCUCCAAAUCGACCGCCAGAAUUUCAUAUCAUAUCUCUCAUCCAGAUCUCCUCUCGUGGAGCCCUCCACUCCAUCCAGAGCGAUCUCACUCGCGCAAUCUAUCAAGUUAGUCUUAUCGGCUUCUGAUGUUGAUUGGCGACGUCUCCUAUUCGAAGCAGCCAGUAGCAAGGGCCUUCACAGGUGGAUGGCGAAGAGAUCGUGGCUGCUCCAUAGUACAGGAAGUAAAUGGAGUACUUGUGGAAGUUCUUUGGUUGAAGAGGUGGACGGAUUUUUAACGGGCAAGAUAGGGCAGAAAAGCGGCCUAAGCUGGGAGAUAUUAGUAGAUGCUAUCAAAAUCUAGACGAUGAACUGUUGGUUAAUGGAAAGAGUGCAAGUACGAAGCAAAGUUUCUGCAAGACAAGGUCAUGGGCAAGUAGAACAGUAGGUAAAUGCGCGGGGAGGCGAUGACUGGGCAUCAACAUUGUUUGCAGGGCUUCGGGAAAGCUGUACGAUACAUGAUGCCAUCGAAGUAAAUGAAAGCAUGACUU
Mollisia scopiformis is the source of this 1375-nucleotide messenger RNA. RefSeq lists its product as uncharacterized. Gene Ontology annotation, biological process: protein phosphorylation. The record is from RefSeq and is a predicted model, not a curated record. The transcript is spliced from 3 exons. Gene Ontology annotation, molecular function: ATP binding; protein kinase activity. NCBI's taxonomy places the organism in Eukaryota, Fungi, Ascomycota, Leotiomycetes, Helotiales, Mollisiaceae. The coding region runs from base 1 to 1188 and encodes 395 amino acids.